Mesoplodon densirostris (Blainville's beaked whale) is the source of this 3951-nucleotide messenger RNA. RefSeq names its product NEDD4 binding protein 2 like 2 (gene N4BP2L2). Bases 139 to 3783 code for a protein of 1214 amino acids. Gene Ontology annotation, biological process: negative regulation of transcription by RNA polymerase II. Gene Ontology annotation, cellular component: nucleus. The transcript has 11 exons. NCBI's taxonomy places the organism in Eukaryota, Metazoa, Chordata, Mammalia, Artiodactyla, Ziphiidae. Gene Ontology annotation, molecular function: transcription corepressor activity. The record is from RefSeq and is a predicted model, not a curated record.
UACGGAGAGCAGGCUUGUUGCUCCGCUCCUGACGGCCGGGUUUUUAGUCCCUCUCGGUCUCUGCUUUGGGCCGUGUCUCCGUGCUUCUUUCACCUUCUUUAUUGAGAGGUAAAGGUCAAUGCAGAACUGUGUUGUAAGAUGCCUUAUGGUGAAAUUGAAGCUAAGUCCAUGGGACGUGGGGAAGAACGAAUAAGUGAACCAUGCUAUAAGAAAUUGAAGUCUACUGAAGAGGCAUAUGUUUUCUCCCAUCAUGGUAAUGCUCAUUUUCACAGAAAGCAAGAGAAAACUGGAAAUGAUUGGGUCCCUGUGACCAUCACUGAUGUCAGAGGACAUAGUUAUCCUCAGGAGGACAAAACCAAAACUACAAAUUUGCUGAAACCUGUGCAUGAUGAGAUGCUUGGUAAUAGACCAGGUGUUAUUAAUUCUGUUGAUACACGUCCUCCAUUGGUAUCCACAGAUGAUGCGAUAUAUAGCACAAGUAAAGCAUUUAUAGGACCCAUUUACAAACCCCCUGAGAAAAAGAAAUGUAAUAGAAGGAGGAAUCAAGCAGACACUAUCAGUGGUAUAGAUGGGAAAGGAGAACGAGAAAAGAAACAGAAAUUUAAUUCUAAAAAAUCAGAGAUUGACAAUGAAUUAUUCCAGUUUUACAAAGAAAUUGAAGAGCUUGAAAAUGAAAAAGGUGAUUCAGAAAGCAGUUGUAAGGAACCUGAACCCUCUGAGGAACAACUCAUUCCAUAUUAUCAGGGCCAUAGUAAUCUGUUAAAAUCCGAAGAAGAAAAGAAAAGAGAUCUUACCAGUGCCCUUCAGUCACAUUGGGGUUAUCAGCAGUGCGUGGGGAAUGAGCCAGGUAAAUAUCCUUAUAAUCGACAAGUAAUACCUACCUUUUGUGACAAUUCAUUUGCUUCCUUCAGGCCUGAGUGGCAAUCAGUGCAUUCUUUUAUAGUACCACAAGACCCUCAUCUUUCCAGUUUUAACCAUCACUUAAAUAUUCAAAGAUUCAACGUUCCACCAAAUCCAUCAUCAAAUAUUUUCCAUGCCCAAGAUGGCUUUCAGAUGCAAAAUGGAUAUUAUGUAAAUAGUUGUCAUGUUAACUGGAAUUGUUUGACUUUUGAUCAGAACAAUGGAUAUACUGACUGUCGUGACAUUACUAGUAGUGACCAUCCCUCUAGAAAUGGCUACACUGUGCAAGAUGUAUAUGCGAAUAAUGGUUUCUGUGAAACCAGUGAAGGAUGCUGGAAAGAUCCUUCUGUGGACAAGCAUAAUGGAACUGACAGGUUUAUGAACCAGCAUUUUCAAGAGGAAAAGUUAAAAAAAUUGCAGAAGUUACUUAUUCUUUUAAGAGGUUUGCCUGGUUCUGGGAAAACAACAUUGUCUCGAAUUCUGCUUGGUCAGAGUCGUGAUGGCAUUGUGUUCAGCACUGAUGACUAUUUUCACCAUCAAGAUGGGUACAGGUAUAAUGUUAAUCAACUUGGUGAUGCCCAUGACUGGAACCAGAACAGAGCAAAACAAGCUAUCAAUCAGGGGAGAUCUCCAGUUAUAAUAGACAACACUAAUACACAAGCUUGGGAAAUGAAACCAUAUGUGGAAAUGGCCAUAGGAAAAGGAUACAGAGUAGAGUUUCAUGAACCUGAAACUUGGUGGAAAUUUGAUCCUGAAGAAUUAGAAAAGAGGAAUAAACAUGGUGUUUCUCGAAAGAAGAUUGCUCAGAUGUUGGAUCGUUAUGAAUAUCAAGUGUCCAUCUCUAUUGUAAUGAAUUCAGUGGAACCACCACACAAAAGCACACAAAGACCUCCUUCACAGGGGAGACAGAGGUAUAUUCUUAAUGGAAUAGUUCCCCCAGCUGCUACCUGCCAUUCUGAGUUGGUCUCCAUCACAAAGAAUAAAAUGGGCAUUACUCAUCAUGUUCAACUAAGAGAAGGAGAUUUGAAGAAAACUGGGCACAGGUUCAGCAAAGCCAAGAAGAGAAACAGAAAAAGGAAAAAAAAGCAGAACAGUCAUAAUAAAAUUAUGGAGGAAAACUCAUUUGAAACCUUAAGUUAUCUUACACCAGAAGAUCAGGACCCAUCUCAGAGUGAAGAGGAAGACUUAGAAGAGACCAAAAGAGGAUCAGAGUGUUCCUUAACUGGUGGUCUGAGAAAUGAAGUAGGAGAUUUUGUGAAUGUCCAUAAAGAUGAGAGACAGGAAAACAUAAAUUCUGAAAACAGUUUGCCACAUGUUAUGUCGGUAGUUGACUUGGACAAUACACCAAAGAAUUUCCUCCCCAAGGAAGAUGAUGACUUGUUUCUAAAUUUGUCAUUGAUGCCAAAUGAAAGCUCUGUUUCUUAUUCAACAGUGACUCAAAAUCUCCCCUAUGUAGCAAGUGAUGACUGCCCUGGCACAAAGGUAGAAAAGCAUAUUGAAAGUAGGGACGUCAUGGCAUUUCACAUCCAAGACCGAUUUGUUGAAACCCCGUGCUCAUUUAUGCAGAAGAAAGAGAUGGUAGAUAAGAGUCUCCUGAAUGAAACAAGUCUGUACCAUCAAUAUGGAUCCAGAACUUCAGAUAAAGUUUUAAGAAAGGAACAAGGAGUAAAUACAUCUAAAAACAGUUAUUGGGCUUUUUUCUCAAAUGAUUUCUCUGAUGAAGAAUUACAGUUGGGCUCUGAUAGACAACCCUAUUUUGGUAGCUGGCCUGAGGGACCUAAUAAGUUUAUAUGUGAACAGAGACCAAAGAGAGAUAGAUGGCAAAAACUGGCUCAUCCUGACAACAGGGGACAAUUGAUUAAAUUGAUCUCUCCUUCUGAAGGAGCAUCAGGACCAGGAAACAGUCCUGAAACAUUGAUAGAAGAGAAGCUAUCGAUAGAAAAUGAUGAUUUGUCACCUCCAACUGAGAAUAUAGAUUCUAUCAUAGAAACAGAGACAAAUAUCUUUGGAAGCCACUUCCUUAAGCUGGAUAGCCUAAAGAAUGCCUUACACUCAACAAAGAAUAAAAAAAGGAGGCAGAAAAGGAUUUUCAGUUUGGCACCAAACUUUAACUUACUGGGACAGAGUCUUAUCAAUGUAAAAGAAAUUGGGAAAUGUGAAUUGUUAACAGAAAGCCAUGGAAUAAAAAUUAUUUUGGAAGAAAAAAAAGAUGUAAUUUCAGAAAUAAAUAAUGAAGAAGAGGAUAAGCAAAACAUUAUGACCUUCAAUCAUCAUCCAUCAUGGUUUUACUUUGACAUUGUCAAAGAUUCUCUUCUAAAUGUUGGUGGACAAUUUUAUUCUCAUUACCUGCUAUUUAAUAGACUAAGGCACUCUGUGUAUUUUUACAAAAGCCCCAUUCCUUCUCUUAUGCUACAAUAUACAUCUAGCUUUUGGAAGAUAUCUUUUACAAGCAAGAAACCAUUUUUGACUUUCAACUCUCAGAGGAGAGUAGAUGGUAAACUAAAUGAUGUAAGGUUCACUUCUUCAGAAAUUUUAAGCAGCCCACCUGAUACUUUGUACUCUUUUAGGGUCAAUUCUGAUCUUCACUUUUUAAAUGAAAGUUUUGGUGAAAAGCUAGAGACAUGGGAAGAACCUAAACCAUUACAGUUCUCACAAACAGAGGAUAACCAAGAUUUAACAAGCACUGACUACUUUGAUUCCCUUGAGCUACCAUUAUCACAAGAGUUUGCCUUUCAACUAGUAAAGCUUUUUGGAUCUCCUGGAGUUCCAGUGGAAUCUUUGUUGCCCGACGACUGUGUGGUUCCUCUUGACAGGAAGACACUGAAGAUGAUCUGUUUGCAGUGGAAGACGUCAGUAGAGAAAAGGCAGAAGAAGAUUGGUUAAAAAAAUGAGGAUUCCUUGAACUUUGAAGUCUCCAUCUUCCUGGUACUGUUGAAGAUCCUCAUCAUCAAGAAAGAGUGCUAAGUGGCAAACUGAAGGAUAAUUUAGAGUGAUACACUCAGUGGCUACCGAAAUUGGUUUGAAUAAUCUGUUCAACUAUUCUUAAUCAGU